GCUAUUUAAAGGUCCGCGCGUCCCGGCCACUGUCGCACGGUGCCUGGUAGGGUUUUGUGAAGUUCAGCUAUGGCCGGCCACAUCGUACUCAACACCGGCGCCAAGAUGCCCAUGCUGGGGCUGGGCACCUGGAAGUCCUCUCCAGGCCAGGUGACCGAGGCUGUGAAGACAGCGAUUGACGUUGGGUACCGCCACAUUGACUGCGCCCAUGUGUACCAGAAUGAGCAGGAGGUGGGGUUGGCCAUCCAACAGAAGCUCAAGGAGCAGGUGGUGACACGGAAGGAGCUCUUCAUCGUUAGCAAGCUGUGGUGCACGUACCAUGAGAAGAGCAUGGUGAAAGAAGCCUGCAAGAAGACGCUCAGGGACCUGCAGCUGGACUACCUGGACCUCUACCUUAUUCACUGGCCGACGGGCUUUAAGGCUGGGAAGGAAUUUUUCCCAUUGGAUGAAGCAGGCAACGUGAUUCCUAGUGACACAGAUGUUUUGGACACAUGGACGGCCAUGGAAGAGCUGGUGGAUGAAGGGCUGGUGGCAGCUAUUGGUAUCUCCAACUUCAACCAUCUCCAGAUCGAGAGGAUCUUGAACAAACCUGGCUUAAAGUAUAAGCCAGCAGUUAACCAGAUUGAGUGCCACCCAUACCUAACUCAGGAGAAGUUAGUCUCGUACUGCCAGUCCAAAGGCAUCGUGGUGACUGCCUACAGCCCUCUUGGCUCUCCCGACAGGCCCUGGGCCAAGCCUGACGACCCAUCCCUUUUGGAGGAUCCCAGGAUCAAGGAGAUUGCAGCCAAGCACAAUAAAACUUCAGCCCAGGUUCUGAUCCGGUUCCCUAUGCAGAGGAACUUGGUGGUGAUCCCCAAGUCUGUGACACCUGAACGCAUUGCUGAGAACUUUAAGGUCUUUGACUUUGAACUGAGCAGCCAGGAUGUGACCACCUUACUCAGCUACAACAGAAACUGGAGGGUCUGUGCCUUGAUGAGCUGUGCCAACCACAAGGAUUACCCCUUCAAUGAGGAGUUUUGAAGCUGUGGAUGCCUGCUCUUCCCAAGUGACCUGUACCUGUUUUUCUUGCCUCAUCUUCCCUGCAAAUAUAGUAUGGCCUCAGCUGGGACAGCAAGCUGCAGACUGACCCGUGAGGGCUUGUCUAGCUUGUUGUUGCGUCUGAAGAGCAGUAUCAGUAGAGUAAAAGCCUCUUCCAGUUUUCUUUGCCCUUUUUGCCCAGCGGGGGAAAAUAAAACCUGAAUACCCUUUUCUGACCAAGGAGAAGCAAAAUCUAUAAAGUCAAAACAGUGCCACUAACAACUAGUUGAGUUUUGACUCUUGGAACUGUAAUCCUCUUAGUCAGACUUCUUUUUGCCUCAAAUAAAAAGUGCUUUUCUGCGUUC
Messenger RNA from Lemur catta (Ring-tailed lemur), 1382 nucleotides. Its product is annotated as aldo-keto reductase family 1 member B1. The record is from RefSeq and is a predicted model, not a curated record. Gene Ontology annotation, cellular component: cytosol. Gene Ontology annotation, molecular function: aldose reductase (NADPH) activity. The coding region runs from base 70 to 1020 and encodes 316 amino acids. Lineage: Eukaryota; Metazoa; Chordata; Mammalia; Primates; Lemuridae. The transcript is spliced from 10 exons.